AUUCCUAUUACCCAGCGGAUAUUGAGCCGUUCUCUCUAAAAACCCUAGUUUUGUAAUCGUUUUUCCCUUUGAUCCUUUGAGAUUUUGGAUUUCGUUUCUUCAUCAAAGUUGUAGAUCUCCUUCUCAUCUAUAACAUACUUGCUUUUUAAUGAUUUCUGGGUUUGAAGCAUUUUCUGGGUUUUUAUGCAUGAUGUUCUUCAGUGUUCUUGAGUAGUGGAUUAGGGUUCUUGAGGAUGGGUUAGAUUAGGUACCAUACUCGACCUCACGUCGAGUACUGCACGUCGAGACUAACCACUCUGCAUGCAAACUCGCUCUAAAGGCUCCAGCAACCUCAUCAGCUACAAAGACAACAUCGAUCGGUUAGCUCGUGAGUUGAGAGAACGUAGAGUCAGCGACGAUUGUGAACCGCACAAUCCAGUAGCCAUGGAACCACAAGAUCAAGAUAAUCACGGAGUUGGUAUACCACGAAACAUUGGUGAUGGUGAUGCACCACGCAACCAUCAACAGAGACAGGGCAUCGUUCCACCUCCUGUCCAGAACAACAAUUUCGAGAUCAAGAGUGGAUUGAUCUCAAUGAUACAAGUUUCAAGCUGCGUCUGUUUCCCUUCUCGCUGGGCGACAAAGCACACCACUGGGAGAAAACACUACCUGCUGGCUCCAUCACAUCUUGGGACGAUUGCAAGAAGGCCUUCUUAACUAAGUUCUUCUCAAAUUCAAGAACUGCUCGUCUAAGGAAUGAAAUCUCCAGUUUCAC
Arabidopsis arenosa is the source of this 754-nucleotide messenger RNA. The record is from the annotation of a GenBank genome assembly. NCBI's taxonomy places the organism in Eukaryota, Viridiplantae, Streptophyta, Magnoliopsida, Brassicales, Brassicaceae.